GGUCCUUUCAAUUCACAAGCCAACGAGAAGAUGCCAGAACCUACAAAGAAACCAGCUUCAGCAUUCAUCAAGAAACCAAAGACAAAAGAUGUCUCAGCAGGAGGCACUGCUGUUUUUGAAGCAGAGAUGGAGAAGAUGGGGAUCAAGGUGAAAUGGCAGCGAAAUGGUACAGAACUUGCCGCAAGUGAGAAGUAUGUUAUCAAAUCGGAGGGGAAUAAGCACUCCUUGAUCAUUAAUAAUGUUGGGAAAGAGGAUGAUGCCACUUAUGCUGUCAUUGCUGGAAGUUCCAAGGUCAAAUUUGAACUUAAAGUGACAGAACCAGAAAAAUUGGAAGAGGUUCCUCCUCCUGAGGUUUCUUCUGAUCAACCAACCUUCUCAGACAUACUUACUGUACCAAACACUGGACCUACAAAUGCUGAAUCUAAAGAUGCUGAAGCUACAAGUGAUAACAAAGUCUCAGGAGUUCUUCCUACAGAAGCCCAGGAAGAAAUACGUGUCGACCCAAUUGGUAUUUUUGUGACUCGGCCACAGGAUAGAGAAGUUGCAGUUGGUGGGAAUGUUACAUUCACUGCUGUAGUGGCAAGUGAAAGCUUACUGAAGAAACCUACAGCCAAAUGGUUCAAGGGAAAGUGGAUGGACCUGGCAAGCAAAGUGGGAAAACACCUUCAGCUUCAUGAAAGUUAUGAUCGAACCAACAAGGUUUAUGUCUUUGAAAUGAACAUUAUUGAUGCAAAACCAACUUAUGCAGGGGGAUAUCGAUGUGAGGUGGCUAUAAAGGACAAAUUUGACAGCUGUAAUUUUACCCUGGUUGUCCAUGAGGCGCCUGCUACUGCUGACCUGGACAUCCGAUCAGCAUUUCGACGGACGAGCACAGUAGGAGGAGGAAAGUGGACAUCAGCAUCCAGUGUGGAUGGUCAAGAUGAUGGCAGAGAGUUGGAUUUCACUACCUUGCUGAGAAAGAGCAGUUUCUUGCGCUCGGUACAUCGAAAUGAAGGAAAACUUGAAUCACAGCCAGAGGUUGAUGUCUGGGAAAUCCUUCGGAAUGCUCCGCCAUCAGAAUAUGAGAAAAUUGCAUUUCAAUAUGGCAUCACUGAUCUACGGGGAAUGUUGAAACGCCUCAAGCGCAUGAAAAAGGAGGAGAAGAAAAGCACAUCAUUUCAGAAGAGGUUGGAUCCAGCAUAUCAAGUUGACAAAGGACAGAAAAUCAAAUUAGUAGUGGAACUUGCUAACCCAGAUGAGGAAGUUAAAUGGCUCAAGAAUGGACAAGAGAUCCAAGUGAGUGGCAGAUAUAUUUUUGAAUCUCUGGGAAAUAAAAGGAUCUUGACCAUAAACCACUGCUCAUUGGCUGAUGACGCAGCAUAUCAGUGCGUGAUUGGGGAAGAGAAGACUUUCACAGAACUGUUUGUAAGAGAGCCUCCAAUCCUGAUCACUCAUUCUCUGGAAGACCAUGUGGUCACAGUUGGGGAAAGAGUGGAGUUUGAAGCUGAAGUCUCUGAAGAUGGGGCUACUGUGAAAUGGGAAAAAGAUGGUGUAGAGCUUACUCGAGAAGAGGCAUUCAAAUAUCGGUUCAAAAAGGAUGGUAAAAAGCACUACCUCAUCAUCAAUGAGUCCACCAAGGAAGAUAAUGGGCAUUACAAGGUCAAAACUAAUGGUGGGGAGUCUGUUGCAGAAUUGAUUGUACAAGAAAAGAAGCUAGAGGUGUACCAAAGUAUUGCAGAUCUGACUGUGAAGGCACGAGACCAGGCUGUGUUCAAAUGUGAGGUGUCCGAUGAGAAUGUGAAGGGCAUCUGGCUGAAAAAUGGGAAAGAGGUCAUCCCAAACAAUCGGAUUAAAAUCUCUCAUAUUGGCAGAAUCCAUAAGUUAACCAUCGAUGAUGUUACUCCAGAAGAUGAAGCUGAUUAUUCUUUUGUGCCUCAAGGAUUUGCAUACAAUCUCUCAGCUCAUCUGCGUUUUUUGGAGGUUAAGAUUGACUUUGUGCCUAGACAAGAACCCCCCAAAAUUCAUCUGGACUGCAUGGGGCAAACUCCGGACACCAUUAUUGUGGUAGCUGGAAAUAAGCUGAGACUUGAUGUACCCAUCUCAGGGGACCCAGUCCCUGAAGUGAUUUGGCAGAAAAAAAACAAGAAUAAUGAACUGGAACUAAUAAAAGGUGGCUCAAACUCUAUGGAUCUUAAGGGCACAGGUGGUGAUUUGACUAACAAUGAGAAGCCAUUUUCUGAUUCGGAAGGUCGAGUCCAUGUGGAAACAUAUGAAGACCACUGUGUGUUUACUAUUGAAGGAGCUGAGAAGGAAGAUGAGGGAAUCUACAGAGUUGCAGUGAAAAAUCCAGCUGGAGAAGACACAGCUGAUAUCACUGUAAAAGUUAUUGAUAUACCUGAUCCACCAGAAGCUCCUAAAAUCACUGAUGUUGGUGAAGACAACUGCAUAGUAAAGUGGCAGCCACCUAAGUAUGAUGGAGGACAGCCAAUACUGGGAUAUAUUUUAGAGAGGAAGAAAAAGAAGAGCUACAGGUGGAUGAGGCUGAACUUUGACCUUUUGAAGGAUCUGACUUAUGAAGCAAAGAGAAUGAUUGAAGGAGUUGUUUAUGAGAUGAGAAUUUAUGCCGUGAACUCAGUUGGCAUGUCUCGGCCUAGUCCUGCCUCACAGCCUUUCAUGCCAAUUGCUCCUCCAAGUGAGCCAACACACUUUACUGUAGAUGACAUUUCUGACACUUCUGUUACCCUGAAGUGGAGAGCCCCUGAACGGAUUGGAGCAGGAGGAUUGGAUGGCUACAAUAUUGAAUACUGUAGAGAAGGAUCCACCGAAUGGAUUCCAGCUCUUCCUAGCCCCACUGAGCGCACAUCUGUCUUACUUAAAGAUUUGGUUACAGGAGACAAAUUGUAUUUUCGCAUCACUGCUAUAAAUUUAGCAGGGACAAGUCAACCAGCAAUGAUUAAGGAAUUAGUUACUGUUCAAGAGAUCUUGCAGCGUCCUAAAAUUAGGCUGCCACGCAAUCUCAGACAAACUUUAAUGAAGAAAGUUGGUGAUACAAUCAACAUUGUAAUUCCUUUCCAGGGUAAACCUAGACCUAAAGUUAUCUGGAAAAAAGAUGGUCAGCUAAUAGACUCUAAGGAAGUGGGAAUACGAAACAGCAAUACAGAUACUAUUCUAUUUAUCCGAAAGGCCGAACGUCAUCAUUCUGGGAAAUAUGAAGUUGAAGUGCAAAUAGAAAACAUGAGUGACAAGGUCAACAUUACAAUGCAGAUUAUGGACAAGCCUGGUCCUCCUCUGAAUGUUAAGAUUGUGGAUGUAUGGGGAUUCAAUGUUGCUUUGGAAUGGAUGCCUCCCCAGGAUGAUGGCAAUUCUCAAAUCACAGGAUAUACGGUCCAGAAGGCAGACAAAAAAACAAUGGAAUGGUAUACUGUUUUUGAUCACUAUCGGCGCACUAACUGUGUAGUAUCUGAGCUGAUCAUGGGAAAUGAAUACUAUUUCAGGAUCUUCAGUGAAAACCUAUGUGGGCUGAGUGAAAAUGCUGCAAUCAGCAAAAACUCUGCCUACAUUAAAAAGACAGGAGCAAUUUACAAACCACCUAAUUACAAAGAACAUGACUUCUCUGAGGCACCAAAAUUCACCCAUCCACUUUCUGAUCGUUCGGUAAUCUCUGGGUACAAUGCAACACUCAGUUGUGCUGUCAGAGGAAGCCCAAAGCCCAAAAUCUUCUGGUUCAAAAACAAUGUGGACCUUUCUGGAGAUGCCAAGUACCGCAUGUUCAGUAAACAUGGAGUGUUGACUUUGGAAAUCCGCAAGCCCAGCCCAUUUGAUGGAGGAGUUUAUACCUGCAAGGCGGUGAAUGAUUGUGGUGAAGCAGAAAUAGAGUGUCGAUUGGAUGUUAGAGCACCACAGUGAAAUUCUAAGCAACUGGACAUCAGCAAGUCCAGCAACUGGACAUCAGCAAGUCUAAAUAUAGAACCGAGUUGUUUGUACCAACAAACCUGGGACAUCUAGGAAAAAUUGGAAGAGGCCAGCAACAUAAAGAAAAACCAGCCAGAUGUGUCAGCCCCUCAAAGCCUUAAGUAGCUUCUGGAUAUCAGAAAUGCUCAUUACUCCUGCUGCUGGGGAAAUUACAGAACAAAUUUAAUUCAUUUCCUGAUGCGGUUUCAGUCUCUUGUGCUGCUUUUCUCCCAAUUAGUAAGACCUGUUGUUCUUGAUAAGAGCUUCCACAUACCCCGAGUUAUAAUCAUACCAACUUAGCAAUUUUCGGUUACUAAUGGUUUUACAACGGUAGAACCUGUUUGACCACAAGCAGGGUAUGUGGGAUCUAUAGACCGGAAAUUCACACAAAAUGCAUUCAUCAGUUUUUUGUUUUUUGUUUUUAAAACACAAGUUCAUUUGGGAAUGAGACCAAUUGCAUCAUUACAUUGUGACUUAGUGCAUAUGCUUAGGCCUCACAUGCAAACAACUGGGGUGUAAUUUUUCAAACUUUUGGUUUGUUUGUUUUUAAUAUAAUACUGAUGGCAGAUAACUUUGGAAGCAGCUAUGAAAGCCUUCUAAAGGAUGUGGCUGUUUUAAGAAUAUGCCACAUUCCUUGGGAAGCCACUCUUUUGAUGACUUUGUGCAACUCUCCAAGAAACAAUUUCUGCUCCUCUUUAAAAAAAAAUGUUAUCUAAGAGUUGAAUUGGAAAAAAAUGAUCGGGGCAAUUCUAUAAAACAAUCUAUUGAGUUCAUUUUUUUUUUGUUAAACACCCUUAAUGUAGACUAUUUACACAUGGAUUUCGUCAGUGUAGGUUUCACUUUUUAAUCAAACAAAUGGGUUUUAUUUUUCUGAGCGUAUAGUUUGAAUUCACCAAUAGCAAGUUUUUGCAUUAUAGCUGAACUGCACAGACACAUUCCUUUAGGAAAAAUCACUUAUUCAGUAACAAACCAUGGGAGAUAAUAAAAACAGAUGAUGAGAAUAUUGCAGUGCAAAUAUUUUAAUUUAAAAAUUAGGAAGUUUUAAAUCCUACUAAUUACUGGUAGUUUGAAUAGAUUUUUAUAGAAAGAUGUAUGGGAAUUCUGGAGCGGUUAUCAAUACUUUUAGGAAGUAAAUUAAGAUCCUACCCCACUUUUUGGAUCAGCCAACAUCACUGGGCGCUUUUUAUCUUGCCAGGUCCCAACUUCCUCCUGCUGCAAUGAUUGGCACAAACUUUGCUGUCAUGUGAGGAGACAGAAAAGGCCUGACACAAUGAAAAGUACCUAGAGAUCUUGGGUUCAAGUGCUCCUUAUGUAGAUCUGAAGCCACAUCUGGUACUGCAUUAAGCAUAUAAUCAGAUACAUACUAGUCUGAAGGAAAGCCUUGAUGAUUCCAGGUUUUCAGUUAUGAAUUGACUUGUAUGGAAUUGUGCUGUUAAGGGAUCAAUCCUUAGUCUUCCAUUCUUAACAACAGUUUGAAAACGUCUGGUUUAUAUUGCCAUGCAUACUAAAUGUAACAUCAUCUUGUGAUGUUAUCAUCAUCAUCCAUUUUUUCAAAGGCAAUUCAAAAAUUAUUUUACAACAGCUUCAGAAACUGUAAGAAAGCUCUGUUCCCUGUUUUAACACAUACAGAAUGUAUUCCCUGCAUAUUUAGGAAAUAAUGUAAGUUUAUAAACACUGAUGCAAAAAUAUAAAGCACCAAAAGUGCUUUUCCAAACAUAACACUGUCUCUUUAAUGAAAAUGUAUUGCUUCUGCAUAAGGAAAUAAAUAAAAUAACAGCUUUUCCUUUUCCAUUCAGUUUCCAGACUAGACUUAUUUUCCCCGGCUGUUUGUAAUUUCUUGGUCUAUAUUUAUAUAACAUAAAAGAGGACUA
Ahaetulla prasina is the source of this 5801-nucleotide messenger RNA. RefSeq names its product myosin binding protein C3 (gene MYBPC3). NCBI's taxonomy places the organism in Eukaryota, Metazoa, Chordata, Lepidosauria, Squamata, Colubridae. Gene Ontology annotation, molecular function: myosin heavy chain binding. The transcript is spliced from 32 exons. The coding region runs from base 31 to 3885 and encodes 1284 amino acids. The record is from RefSeq and is a predicted model, not a curated record.